UUUUCUCUAACUAAAAGCACGCAUCGCAUAUAUUUGAAUCUCUAUAUAAAGUGAAUAAAAAUUCACAGUAUAUCUAGCACGAAUGCAGCCAAUACGCAGUAAAGAAAUUGCAAUUAUUGACUACUAGUUUGCGUAGCCAUCCGUCUCACUUCUUCCUAUCUUAUUAAAUUACAUAUCUUUUAGUUCUGAUUUUGAUUUUGAUCACUUGCUUAGUAUAAUUCUGAUUCUGGAUUUCUGGGUCUUUUUCUGGUCUACAAUCUACAUAUUGCAGAAGUUUGCUAAUUUCUGUGUUUUCUCCUGGGUUUUUUUGGGGGUCUUAAUUAAUCUAUCCUUAUCUUCUAAUCUCAAAAUUCAAUGAUGCAUUAGUUUGUUUUGUUGCUAGCCAUCACUCUCACUUGUGUAAUUUAUCGCUUUUUAUUGAAGCUAAGCCUUUGAAAUUUCAGAAAGCAACAAUCGUUCAAAAUUUUCUUGUAGUUUUACUCAUCUUUCUUCCUUUUUUUCUUCAUUUUCUUAAAUUUUGAUUUUGGGUCUUCAGUUUUUUUGGUUUAUUUGCUGCAAAAUCUGUUUGAAUUCUAAAUUCUGGGUUUUUCUCCUGUUAUUUUUGGGUUGUUCCAAGUUGGUAACUUGGUAAGGAAUCUAGCUAAUAUCAAAAACCCUAACUUUUCUCCCCGUUUUUUGUAUUGUCAUUUUCACACUUGAAAUCCCAAAAUCCCAGAUACUUAUUUUGCAAAAAUUGGUAGCCAAUCAUAAAUCUUUCUGUACAGGGUUUUUUGGGAUCAAAUAAGAUUGGAUAAUCUCUCUUUUCCUCCAUUAAUUUUUGAAGUUUCAGAGGAAAAAAAAAAGAGAUGACAAUUGGUAAGAUAGAGUCUAAAAGAGAGAGAAAAUCAAAGAAAAUGAAGCAAGUCCCAGAUGAAAAUGCCCCUUUAUUGCCCACCAAAAGCCAUGAAGAACCUGGGUUUGAUGAGUUUAAUGGGGCUUCAUUUUCUGGGGCAGUUUUCAAUUUGUCAACAACAAUUAUUGGUGCUGGAAUUAUGGCUUUGCCAGCUACUAUGAAGAUUCUGGGUCUUGGGCUUGGGCUUGUUAUGAUCAUUGUUAUGGCUUUAGUGACUGAAAGAUCCAUUGAUAUGUUGCUUAAGUUUAGCAGGGCAGGAAAAUCUUCCUCUUAUGGUGGUCUUAUGGGGGAUGCUUUCGGAAACGUCGGUCGAAUUUUGCUGCAACUUGCUGUUUUAGUUAACAAUGUUGGUGUACUUAUAGUGUACAUGAUUAUCAUAGGUGAUGUGCUCUCUGGAACAUCUUCCAGUGGAACUCAUCAUGCUGGUGUCUUGGAAGGUUGGUUUGGGGAUCAUUGGUGGAAUGGCCGGCUCUUUGUUCUUCUGGUCACAACUCUUUGUGUGUUUGCUCCAUUGGCUUGCUUCAAGCGUAUUGAUUCCUUGAGAUAUACAUCUGCAUUGUCAGUGGCGCUGGCUGUUGUAUUUCUUGUAAUUAUGGUGGGAAUCUCAGUUAUUAAGUUGAUGAGUGGGCAUGUGAUGAUGCCUAGAUUGCUUCCUGACAUUACUGAUUUGAAUUCAGUCUGGAAACUGUUCACUGUCGUACCUGUUCUUGUCACAGCGUAUAUUUGUCACUACAAUGUUCACUCAAUAGACAAUGAACUCGAAGACUCUACCCAAAUAAGAGCUGUUGUACGAACAGCACUUGGUCUCUGUGCUUCUGUGUAUGUAACAACAAGUUUUUUUGGUUUCCUUCUAUUUGGUGAUGGAACUCUGGAUGAUGUCCUGGCAAACUUUGAUACUGACCUCGGAAUACCCUUUGGUGGCGUGCUGAAUGAUGCUGUUCGUGUCAGCUAUGCUGCACACUUGAUGCUCGUUUUCCCCAUUGUCUUUUACCCAUUGAGGCUUAAUAUCGACGGCCUUCUCUUCCCCACUUCAGGUCCUCUGGUCAACAGCAACAAGAGAUUUGCUCUGAUUACCACGGUACUUAUAGCUCUCAUAUUUCUGGGAGCAACUUUCAUUCCCAGCAUCUGGGAUGCUUUCCAGUUCACUGGAGCAACUGCUGCUGUUUGUCUUGGGUUCAUAUUUCCUGCUUCAAUUACCUUAAAGGACCGCUAUGCCAUUUCCGUGAACAAGGAAAGAUACUUGGCUAUUGUGAUGAUUGUCCUUGCAGUGUUCUCAAAUGCAGUGGCAAUAUAUAGUGAUGCCUAUGCACUAAUCAAGAAGAAUUCUGUAACCAGUGAAAUGUAGAAGGAUACUUGAUGAUCCAUUAAAGUUAUCCGAGCUCUAUGCAGAGCAAAGAUUUUGUCCUGUUGCCGUGAAAGCAUGGAGAUCGCUCGUUCUUAGAAGACCGAGAGGUACAAUAAGAGCGAAUGUACCAUGUCAUGUAAACAGGGGGGAUGCUCUCGGUGCAACUGCGUGUCAUCGUAUAUCCUACCAGUAAAUUGUUGUCAUUUACUGAUAGGAUGUGUCUAUAUAUAUAGUUUUGCAAAAUCAAAAAUUUAAGGGAAAGUGGAUUACAAAACUUUCCAGUUUCAGUCUUGAUUGUAAGUGUAAUUUAAUAUUCUACACUAAUGGCAUGCUUGUUGAUAUAUAAGAAGCUGCCUUGGACUGGUUGCUGCUGAUAUGGUGGAUCAACCAAGUACUAUUUGUUCCUGUAGUAUUAUGUAAUCUUUGCUUUUGAAGGUCUAAAUAUGUAAUUUGUCAGGCUUCUUUCUC
Molecule: messenger RNA, 2705 nt
Organism: Beta vulgaris subsp. vulgaris (sugar beet)
Lineage: Eukaryota; Viridiplantae; Streptophyta; Magnoliopsida; Caryophyllales; Amaranthaceae
Product: amino acid transporter AVT6A
Exons: 5
Coding region: 846-2237 (463 amino acids)
Biological process (GO): amino acid transmembrane transport
Molecular function (GO): amino acid transmembrane transporter activity
Source: RefSeq, a predicted model, not a curated record